Messenger RNA from Akanthomyces muscarius, 1581 nucleotides. RefSeq lists its product as uncharacterized. Bases 1 to 1581 code for a protein of 526 amino acids. Gene Ontology annotation, molecular function: pyridoxal phosphate binding; carboxy-lyase activity. The record is from RefSeq and is a predicted model, not a curated record. The transcript is spliced from 2 exons. Lineage: Eukaryota; Fungi; Ascomycota; Sordariomycetes; Hypocreales; Cordycipitaceae. Gene Ontology annotation, biological process: amino acid metabolic process.
AUGGAUAUCAACGAGUACAGAAAACAGGCCAAAAAGGCUGUUGACGAGAUCGCCGACUACUAUGAAUCGAUCCCGUCCCGUCCCGUCCUCGCCGACGUCUCCCCCGGCUACCUCCGUCCGCUGCUCCCCGACGCCGCGCCGCUGCAGGGCGAGCCGAUGGACUCCAUCGCCGCCGACAUCCAGUCCAAGAUCAUGCCGGGCAUCACGCACUGGGCGCACCCGGGCUUCAUGGCCUUUUUCCCCUGCACGGCCUCGCACCCGGCCAACAUUGCCGAGAUGUGGUCCAACGCCUUCAACGGCGCGCACUUCAACUGGAUCUGCUCCCCGGCCGUCACCGAGCUCGAGACCAUUGUCAUGGACUGGCUGGCCAAGGCCCUCGCCCUGCCCGAGUGCUACCUGAGCGGCGGGCCGACGCACGGCGGCGGCGUGCUGCACGGCAGCGCCUCCGAGGCCAUCCUGACCGUCAUGGUCGCCGCCAGGGACAAGUACCUCGCCAAGGUCACGGCGCACCUGCCCGACGGCGAGGAUAAGGAGGAGCAGCUCUGGAGGCACAGGAGCAGGCUGGUCGCGCUGGGCAGCGCGGGCGCGCACUCGAGCACGAAAAAGGCGGCGCAGGUGCUCGGGGUGCGCUUCGACACGGUGCCGGUCGACGAGGAGAGCGCGUACGCCAUGACGGGCGAGGCCUUGAAGUCGAAGCUCGCGCAGCUCCGCGCCAAGGGCCUCGAGCCAUUCUACCUCACGGCCACGCUCGGAACGACCGAUGUCUGCGCCGUCGAUGACUUUGCCAGUAUUGCGGCGACGCUGGCCGCAGACAGGCCCAAGGCCAAUGGCACCACCACCAAUGGCACCACCACCAAUGGCACCACCACCAACGGCACCGCCGCAACCAACGGCGAUGCUGCCGUGGCCGCGCCCGGCGAAGUCUGGGUGCACGUCGACGCCGCCUUUGCCGGCUCCGCGCUCGUGCUCGAAGAGUACCAGCAUCUCACCGCGUCCUUUGCGCACUUCCACUCCUUCAACUUCAACCCGCACAAGUGGCUGCUCACCACGUUCGACUGCUCCGCCGUGUGGGUGCGCUCGCGCGCCGACCUCAUCACCGCGCUGAGCAUCAAGCCCGCAUACCUGCGCAACGAGUUUAGCGACUCGGACCUCGUCACCGACUACCGCGACUGGCAGAUCCCGCUGGGCCGCCGCUUCCGCUCGCUGAAGCUGUGGUUCGUCCUCCGCAGCUACGGCGUCGAGGGCCUGCGCGCGCACGUCCGCCGCGGCAUCGAGCUCGGCCAGUCGCUCGACGCCAAGCUCGCGGCCCGGCCCGACCUCUUUACGCUGUUUACGCGCGCGCGCUUCGCCCUCGUCUCGUUUCGCGUCGUCGGCGCCACCGAGGACGAGCGCAACGCCCGCACCGAGAGGCUCUACGAGACGCUCAACGCGUCCGGCCGUGUCUACCUGACGAGCACCGUCGUCAACGGCACGUUUGCGAUUCGCGUGUCGACGAGCACGGCGGCGGUCCAAGAAGAGCACGUGCAGGCGACGUUUGACUUGAUCGCCAAGGAGGCCGAGGCGCUGCUGGCCAAGGCAUAG